AUGUGCAAAAAAGCAGGACGUGCUGGACUGAGCCAGUCUCUGUUCGAACGUCUGGUAGUGCUGGGCGUGCGACCCAUUCGCCUGCAGGUGCAGUAUCGAAUGCAUCCGGCACUUUCUGCUUUUCCGAGCAACGUUUUCUACGAAGGUAGUUUGCAGAACGGUGUGACCGAAGCCGAGCGUACUUUGAAUGGGUUGGACUUCCCUUGGCCACAACCGGACAAACCUAUGUUUUUCUGGAGUACCACCGGUCAAGAGGAAAUCGCUAGCUCCGGAACGUCUUAUUUGAAUCGUACAGAAGCAUCGAACAUCGAGAAACUUGCAACUAGGUUUCUACGUUGCGGUGUUCGACCGGAGCAAAUCGGCAUCAUAACACCGUAUGAAGGCCAGAGAGCAUACAUUGUUCAGUACAUGCAGUACCAAGGGGCGUUGAACUCAAAGCUGUAUCAGGAAAUCGAGGUGGCCAGUGUGGACGCGUUCCAGGGCAGGGAAAAAGAUGUCAUCUUGCUCUCAUGCGUGCGUUCGAACGAACACCAGGGCAUCGGUUUUCUGAACGAUCCACGCCGACUUAACGUUGCUUUGACCCGAUCAAGAUACGGACUGAUCAUCGUCGGCAAUCCAAAGGUGUUGUCUCGACAGCAGCUCUGGCAUCAUCUGUUAGUUUUCUACAAAGAUAAGCAGGUGUUGGUGGAAGGGCCGAUCUCGGCGUUAAAGGAGAGUCCAAUUCAAUUCUCAAAGCCUCGCGCUUUGAUUAACACAACCAAUCCAGGCGGCCGUUUCAUGAGCACCGCUAUGUUCAGCGCUAAAGAAGCGUUGAUUCCGGGCAGCGCUUACGAUCGCAGCCGAAUCAUGAACGGCAUGACCCAAGGUUUUCGCCAGGAAUAUCGCGGGGUACACGACCCUAUGAGCUUCUUGAUGGCCGAACGACUGCACUCUUCUUCUGCUCUGAACAUCCCAGUUCCGCUGAACAUGUUUAUGCCACAGCCUCCGCCUGUGCCGCCGUAUUACGGUCAGGCGCCUUCAUCGGGCAAUAAGACAAGAUGGGUCGUCAACGAUCAGGCUCGAAAACACAACCUUCGAAAUGAAUACGCUGUUGACUACAUGAACAAUCGGGUGAGCCAACAGGACGUUUAUCUCGGAGGAUUUUCUCAAGGGCCGCUGACUCAGGGAGGAAUUUCUUCGGGAAUGAGUCAGCCGUUCCACAUGAGUCAGAGCGCGUCUGGGCCAUUCUCUGGCCUCUCUCAAGCUGAAUUCAGUCAGGAUUAUUACAUGGAGGAAUCGUUACGCUCGCAGUUGGAAGCUAUGAUGUUAUCGCAGGACAUGAAUUAUACCCCACCAGUUGGCUUCGCGUCAACGGGAGGUGGCGCAUCAUCACACAAUCGACAUCUGCCCCAUUAUUUUCAACCGGCUUCGCAGCAGUAA
Messenger RNA from Soboliphyme baturini, 1419 nucleotides. The record is from the annotation of a GenBank genome assembly. NCBI's taxonomy places the organism in Eukaryota, Metazoa, Nematoda, Enoplea, Dioctophymatida, Soboliphymatidae.